AUGGUUUACCCCCGGACCGCGCCCCUCCCCGGCCUCACUCCAGCCCCACCCUACUACCAGCCUGAAUUCUUCCGGCUUCAAUGCACGCCACGCUUCAACGCCCGCUACCGCGUGGCGUGCUACCGCGUGGUGUCCUCCCGCUGCUGCAUCGCUUUCCGGGCCGCGGACAGUUCCUCCUGCUGUCACUCCCUGACCGAGUCCUCCGGCACUGGCUCUCCCGACCAUGCGCAGGAAGGCUGGGCUCGCGGGACUCGCGGUUCGGCGUCCCUCCUUCGCCGGGGAGAGAGGCUGCCCUGGCCGGAGCAUCCCGGUCCUGGGAGGCCUGGACUUGCUGGAAGAGCGCGCACGCUUGUCCCGGACUUGUGCACAGACCUGGCCGGCUCCAGUGCUAACCUCAUCCCAAGGGUGACUGCCAUCCGGACCAGCCCAGACCUGCAGUGGCUGGUACGGCCCACUGAGGUGUUCUUGGCGGCCCCAUCACACAAGAUUCCCCCACCCAUACGGAGUUCUUCUGGCCUGGAUGGGGGUUAUCCCGUGAAGACCAUGGCAGGAAGCGGAGCUCAGGACAUUGGCAGCAAGGGCAAGGUGGAACAGGUGAGGAGUCGGUGGGCACCUUCUCUCUGUAGGGAGGGCUGGGGUGGCAGCAUUGGAGGAGAUGGGGAGCACGUGGAUAGAGUGAGGCCACUGAUGGAAUUCACUACACAUCCUGAACUGGCAACCCUGGCUCAAAGCCCUUUUCAUCCUAAGUCAGACUCUGAUAGUUCCACCCCAAGAAACAGCCUAAUAGUUUAUUCUUUAGUAGAUUCCUAUCUCAUGCUUGUAGACUGGGCUCUCCUUUCACUUACUGAGGAUCUUGUAAAAAAGAAAAAUUUGUCUAUUUUAAUACUUUUGUUUGGUAUGUGUAUUUUCUUAAACAAUGUUUUUUAUGGUCAUAUAGUUGAUUUACAAUGUUGUGUUAGUUUCUGGUGUACUAAAUCGCUUUGCAGUACAUCUAUCAAAAUAUGA
Balaenoptera acutorostrata (minke whale) is the source of this 1005-nucleotide messenger RNA. RefSeq lists its product as uncharacterized. The record is from RefSeq and is a predicted model, not a curated record. NCBI's taxonomy places the organism in Eukaryota, Metazoa, Chordata, Mammalia, Artiodactyla, Balaenopteridae. The transcript is spliced from 3 exons. The coding region runs from base 1 to 1005 and encodes 334 amino acids.